Triticum urartu is the source of this 1455-nucleotide messenger RNA. RefSeq names its product ribosomal protein L11 methyltransferase-like protein. Gene Ontology annotation, biological process: peptidyl-lysine trimethylation. Gene Ontology annotation, cellular component: mitochondrion. NCBI's taxonomy places the organism in Eukaryota, Viridiplantae, Streptophyta, Magnoliopsida, Poales, Poaceae. Gene Ontology annotation, molecular function: protein-lysine N-methyltransferase activity. The record is from RefSeq and is a predicted model, not a curated record.
AGCCGUGCUCCUCCGAACCCGCGCUCUACGCUUGGGGCGCACCGCACCGAACCGUUCGUUCCGCUCCGGCUCUUGGCGACUGAGCCGCCGCCGCCGCCGAGAUGCUGCCGCUGGCGCGCGCCCCUCUCCACCGCCUCCUGCUCUCCUCGCCCCUUGCUCUGUCGCUCUGCUCCCCUUACACGACCGUAGGCCGCCGCGGCGUCUCGCCCCUUCUCCUGAUGCUCUCCGCUCGCCCCUCGGCGUGCCGCGUCGGCGAGGGCUUCCCGGCCGCAGGGGCCUCCUCGCGAGGCAGGAGCCUCUGUCCCCGCGCCGUCAGCGUGUACGACGAGGCGCCCUCCAGCUCUGCCGCCGGCAGCGUCUACGACGACCUGGCCGCGCCCUACCUCUCCGUCCGCAUCCGCUGCCGCAAGGAGGACGCCGAACUGCUCUCCGAGUCCCUCCUGUGCUUUGGCGCUUGCUCCGUCACCGUGGACGACAUCGCCGACGCUGCGAAUCUUGACGAGAUCUCCAUAACCACCAUAUACGCACACGGGGAGAACGUGGGCUCAAGCGUUUCGAAUGCUGCAAGCUCAGCUGGUCUGGACUACAGCCCGGCGUAUGAGACCUCUGUAGGAAAGCAGUGCGACUGGGUGACACUUGUGCAGGAAACGUACGAGUCCACGAAAGUUAUCGAUGGCCUUUGGAUUAUUCCUAAAUGGAAAACUCCCCCUGAUCCACAGGCAACAAAUAUCAUUAUCAAUCCAGGCCUGGCUUUUGGAACUGGGGAGCAUCCGACGACUAAAUUGUGCCUUCUUUUUCUGAAAGAAGCUAUUAAGGGGGGUGAGCGUGUCUUGGACUAUGGAACAGGCACCGGGGUGUUGGGUAUUGCAGCUCUGAAGAUGGGUGCUGCUCUAUCCACUGGUAUAGACAUAGACCCUCAAGCAGUGAGCUCCGCUCGUGAGAACAUGCUGCUGAAUGGUAUGGAUUCUGGCAGAAUGCUGGUUCACUUGGUACCGACAGGCGCCGAGCCUUCAUGCUUCUCAAGUAGCAUCGACAAAUCAGAAGAGGAAAAGCCCGGCAGUAACCUUGAGCUGAAGUCCUCAAAGGGGACGUAUGACAUUGUUGCUGCAAAUAUACUGCUGAACCCCUUGCUGGAGCUGGUCGAGGACAUAGUCGGAUUUGCGAAAACCGGUGGAACAGUUGCUGUUUCAGGGAUAUUGUGUGAGCAGGUUCCAAAGAUUGAGAAGGCUUACUCCAGGUACUUGGACAACGUAUCUGUAUCUGAAAUGGAUGGAUGGGCGUGCCUUCAGGGAACAAGAAGAGCAUAGAUUUAUGCAUUUUCUUUUUCUUCUUACAUUGUAAAAGCAGAUUGACCUUAUUUUCCCGACUGGUGAAGGAUUUUUGCCCCUACAGGAGGAGAAUGUUUUGGCCUUAACAAUUUGAACCAUUUUGGUAGGAUUACUUCGGUAUUGUCAA